This is a messenger RNA of Venustampulla echinocandica, 873 nucleotides long. RefSeq lists its product as uncharacterized. NCBI's taxonomy places the organism in Eukaryota, Fungi, Ascomycota, Leotiomycetes, Helotiales, Pleuroascaceae. The transcript has 4 exons. The record is from RefSeq and is a predicted model, not a curated record. The coding region runs from base 1 to 873 and encodes 290 amino acids. Gene Ontology annotation, molecular function: catalytic activity.
AUGUCACUCUUUUCUCGUUUGGUUAGAUUCUUAGCCAAAGAUGGCAAGACUUAUUAUGGGGAUGCAAUCCUACCAAAGGGGAUAACGGACAUUUCAAAAGCAAAACAAGCCAGAAUUAUACAAGGCGAGAUAUUCGGGAAGCACCGUGUUACCAAUCAGAUAGCCGACAUCCGGAAGUUGCUAUCGCCCUUAGCAUUAGACGACGUGAAAACGGUGAGAUGCCUAGGUCUCAAUUAUGAGAAGCAUGCAAGAGAAUCAAAUAUGCCACUUCCCAAAAACCCUGUUCUAUUUUACAAACCCAUCACCUCUCUCAGCGGCCCGACAGACCCAAUUCCUAUUCAUCCUAUUGCCCAAGAAGGCACGGGUUUAGAUUAUGAAUGUGAGCUCGUCGCCAUAAUCGGUAAAGCCUGCUCCGACGUGCCAGAAUCCAAAGCCCUAGACCACGUCUUGGGCUAUGCUGUCGGUAACGACGUCUCCCAUCGGGACUGGCAGCUCCAGGGUGGUGGUGGGCAAUGGAGCCUUGGAAAGGGCUUCGAUGGGUGGGCCCCCUAUGGCCCAGGAAUCGUAAGCACACAAGUGCUCCGUGAUCCGCAAACUCUGCGCAUCUCCACGAAGGUCAACGGGAGGACGAUGCAGGACAGUAAUACCGAUGGUAUGAUCUUUAGUGUUGCGAAAACUAUUGCGUUCUUGAGUCGGGGAACCACUCUUCUGCCUGGAGAUUUGAUUUUCACGGGCACGCCGGAAGGUGUAGGCAUGGGAAGGAAACCGCAGCUCUGGUUGAAGGAUGGUGAUGUUGUAGAAGUUGAACUGGAAGGCGUUGGAACAUGUGUCAACAAGAUAGAGUUUACGAAAGUGGCUGGAGUCAAGUUGUAG